Messenger RNA from Paramecium sonneborni, 1865 nucleotides. The record is from the annotation of a GenBank genome assembly. Lineage: Eukaryota; Ciliophora; Oligohymenophorea; Peniculida; Parameciidae.
AUGUAAAAUAAGCUGUUUUAAAAUCCAUAAGAUGAAGCCAUUCUCUCUGAAAGAAAUGAGUAAGAAUAAUUUCAAAGUGAUCUUUCCAAUGAUGAAUAAGAUUCAAAUGAUGAAAUUGAAAAUGAAGAAGAAUAAGAAAUCAACCCAAAAGAGUCUUAAACCCCUACUUAUUAAGAAUAAUAAAUUAUAAAGGAUGAGACUAAAAAAAAAGAUGUAACCAUUAAAUUAAAUUUAGAUAAAAGAGACAUGUCUUGAAAAAAUCAAAGCUUAUAUUGGAUUUGGUCAUAGAGAUUUAAUUGUAAAUGAAAAGAUUGGAUCAAUAUUUUUAUUACCAAUUUCAUCCAAAUGGAAAUUAAAAGUAUAGGUAACUGUAGCUUAAAUAAUAAUUGCUAUAACAUCAUUAUCUUUAUUUGUUGGAAUUUAAUUAAUAGGUUCACAUAUAUUAUUUGAUACAGUACAAUAAUGGACAAAGAACAGCGUCUCAAUAUUAUUAGAAAAGUAAAUUUGCGAAAUCACAAUAGAUUUUAUUUAACUCUUGAUCAGUAAUAGAGAGAAUGAAAUACAAAUAAUAAAUGUAACAUUAAAUUUAAUUAAAUCUAAAACUUUAAAAUACAAUGGUGCACUUUAUGAAAUGGAUGAUUAAAUUCCAAAUUCAACCAAAAUGUAUCUUCCAAAUACAGGAAUUAUAGAUUAAUACACUUUAAAUCUUGCUACAUAUAGUCUUCUAUAUGAUUAAUAAAUACCUGAAAAUUAAAUCAGAACAUAUUUAUCAAUAAAUAGCAUAAUGUAUUUUAAUUAUUAAUCUAUGGGUUCCUCUUUUUUUUGGAUAUUUGAUGAUGGCUUCAUGAUGUAAUAUCCAGGAAUGAAUGUUACAAAUAAAAAACUAUUCAAUGAAUAUCGAUUAUAAAUGUAUAAAAGUAGAAGAUAUUAAACAGAUAUUCCACUUGAACAUCUUUAUGAUCCAAUUUUAAAUUAAAAUUUAUAAAGAGAAGUAUUUCCAAUAACUGAUAAAAAUAAUGAAAAAAUUGGUUUAAUCUUUUGUGAAAGAAGACCUUUUACCUUAUAUAUGCUAUUUUAUUCUAUUGCUAUUAAUUAUCAGUAUAAUUAUACUCUUUUUUUACUUUCAUAUUAUAAUGAUAUACUCUAUUAUUAAGAGCAAGAAUAUCAAAUAAACAUCAAUGAAUUUUAAUAAGUAUUGAAAACUAUGAAUAAAGAUGAUUCUUAAUUAAAAAAAAUUAAUUUUUCAUAAUAUUUAAAAGAUUCAUCAAGCGUUGCAUAGUACAUAAAUUUUUAUGAGGGAGAUCUAUCAGGUUAAUAAUUUAUGUUAGCAUAUGUUAAUUAUUCUGGUCUACUUCUAGGAAUGUAAGUUUUGAUUUUAACUUAAUAGUUAUUAACCAUCUUACUUGCCUCAUGAAGAAAUUAAACUUUAGAAAAAGAAUUAUCAACUUAAAACAGAUAAUUUCAAUAAUAAAUUAAUACCAAUAGCAUUAUCUAUACCAUUCGUUUAUAUUAUAUUUUGUGUUUUUUAUAUGGUUAGAUAAAUUAAACCUCUUCAAAAAAUAACUGAAUAUGCAGAUUAAUUAUUAAAGAAAUCUUAAAAAUAUGAUGAAAAAUAUUUUAAUCAUACAACUGGAGUUGAUCCCAUCUAAAAAUUAACAUCAUUAAUUGCAAACCUAAUUGGAAAUCUAAACAAAUCUAAAUAACUGAAAAAAUAAGAAAUUAUUGAAUUCUAUAAUAAGUAAACAUAUCCAAUUAGUCAAAAAGCCAGGGAUGUUUUUGCAAUUAUAUCUGAAGUCAAAAAAAUUAAAAUAGAUUAAAUUGUUAAAGAUCCUGGAGUAAUGUAAUUUCCUAAUUUAGAUGAUUGA